Messenger RNA from Musa acuminata AAA Group (dessert banana), 1765 nucleotides. Its product is annotated as protein JINGUBANG-like. NCBI's taxonomy places the organism in Eukaryota, Viridiplantae, Streptophyta, Magnoliopsida, Zingiberales, Musaceae. The coding region runs from base 109 to 1620 and encodes 503 amino acids. The record is from RefSeq and is a predicted model, not a curated record. The transcript has a single exon. Gene Ontology annotation, molecular function: protein binding.
CAUCUUUCCUCCCCUCCAUUCUCCGCUCCCCCCCACCCCCUCUCUCUCUCUCUCUCUCUCUCUCUCUCUCCCUCUCACUUUGAAUCCCUUCUGCGACCAUUUGCAUAUAUGAAAGACGGAUCAAGAAGAGGAUGUGGUGGUGGCGGCAACAGAGGCCGGGAUCUUUUCGAAGAAGCUGGCGGUGGCCUACCCCGGCCCUCCAAGUUCUCAGCGCUCAUGCACUCCGAGCCCCUCGUCAGGUCCACCAGUGAGGAAGAGUUUCCCACCCGCCACAGCAACGGCUCCGCCGCCAGCCCCGGCUAUUAUUCUGACCACAGCUCCUCCACCACCCUCACACAAACCUCCUCUGCCGACAGUUCCCCUUUCCGCUUGUCGCCCUGGAACCACGAACCUGCCACCAACCUCUUCUUCGAUUCCUCUGGCGGCCCUCCUGCUCCCAUGGCCACCACUGCCACCGACCUCUUCAACUCCGGCACCGGCCUCGUCGGCUCCCUCGUCCGCGAGGAAGGCCACAUCUACUCCCUCGCCGCCACUGGCGACCUCCUGUACACCGGAUCAGACAGCAAGAACAUCCGAGUGUGGAAGAGGCAGAAGGAAUUCUCUGGUUUCAAAACGGCAAGCGGCCUCGUGAAGGCCAUCAUCAUCUCCGCCGACCACCGCGUGUUCACAGGCCACCAGGACGGCAAGGUCAGGGUCUGGAAGGUCUCCCCCAAGAAUCCGCGCGUCCACAAGCAUAUCGGCACGCUCCCGCGGCUCAAGGACCUGCUGAAGAGCUCCAUGAACCCAAGCAACUACGUCGAGGCCCGGUGGCGCCACCACCGCUCCGCUGUCUGGAUCCGACACAUCGACGCCGUGUCCUGCCUCUGCUUGAGCGAGGACCAGAGCUUGUUGUACUCGGGGUCGUGGGACCGGACGCUGAAGGUGUGGCGCGUGGAGGACCUGCGGUGCAUCGAGUCGGUGAACGCCCACGACGACGCCGUCAACGCGGUGGCGGUGGGGUUCGACGGGCUGGUCUUCACCGGCUCGGCCGACGGCACGGUGAAGGUGUGGAGGAAGGAGGAGGUGCCCAAGCCGGACAAGAAGAAAGGAUGGAAGAAGCCAGGCGGCCUGACGAGGCACGAGCAUGCGCUGACGCUCGUGCGGCAGGACAUGGCGGUGACGGCGCUGGUGGUAAACGCGACGGCGGGGGUGGUAUACGGGGGGUCCUCCGACGGCGGGGUCAGCUGGUGGGACCGGAGAGGGGUCAAUGGAGCAGGCAGGUGCGGCGGGGUGCUCCGGGGGCACAAGGUGGCGGUGCUGUGCCUGGCGGUGGCGCGGAGCCUGGUGUUCAGUGGGUCCGCGGACAAGACGAUAUGCGUGUGGCGGCGGGAGGGGGAAGGGGGACACGUGUGCCUCUCGGUGCUGACGGGGCACACGGGGCCGGUCAAGUGCCUGGCCGUGGAGCCGGACGCUGACGACGGCGGGGCGGGGAUGUGGGUGGUGUACAGCGGGAGCUUAGACAAGUCCGUCAAGGUGUGGAAGGUGGCGGACAGUCAUCCACCGCCGCGGCGGCAGCAGUGGGACUCCGAUGCCGCUUCGCCCUACGAGGAGCGGGACGCGCCACGCUUCGAUACGUAUUGAUCGAAGGGAGAGACUGGCAUGGCCUCAACCGUCAUUGUAUCCAAGAUUACACCGUUAUCUGAUUCCUGAAAAUAAUCUAAUAACUUUUCAACUGUUUUCAUGAGAAGAUAUUGCCAAGUUUAUUGGUGACUCGAUGGGUUACGUC